Amoebophrya sp. A120 is the source of this 3685-nucleotide messenger RNA. Lineage: Eukaryota; Dinophyceae; Syndiniales; Amoebophryaceae. The record is from the annotation of a GenBank genome assembly.
ACGCGAAGAACCUCGUACGAUAACACAGGCACAUUUCCCACAAAGAGAUCAUUUAUUUCGGACGAGGAGCUUGAUCAGACAGAGGUUUUGUUUUCCUCUCGUCGCUAGGCAAAUCUACACGACACCCCUACUUUCUUAGAAGGGCAACUGAAAUCUCGAGAAAUUUCAUCACUUCUCGCAAGGACUCCGUUCAUUAUCAUCACCUUAUUUGUCGUUCUGAACGUGAACCCGAUUCAUCGUAAAUAAAAUCUUCGGCCAAUUACAAGAACCAGCAUGCUGCAGCGCGUUGGUUGCCGUGUGGCCCUAGUCGGGGUGACCACAAUCUGUAUGAUUGCAACGACAACCACAUUUUUUCCAGUUGGAUUGGUGCUUGCGAAGGAAGCGGACCAGGAUCAGAAUGAUGGGGUGCAGGAAGAUGCUUCUUAUAUGAAUUGCAAAACUGCUUGGGUCUGGAAGAAUGCAACUUGUAAUGCUAUUUUUGGAAUCUACAAAAAUCAAAAUCUGUAUUGCAUGAGCAGCAAAAGGCGUCCAGUUUUUGCCCCGCGGAGAGGGCAUUUGUCAUGCGGGAUAGGCAUCAACAUACCCGCAAACAAUUUGUGAUGCUGGGGCAUACAUCGCAGACAUCACAGGUCAUGCAAAAUAUGCAUGACAGACCUAGCAAUCUUCCAGACCCAGACAUUUUUACAUUUGAUAUCUUACCUGGAAAUUCUGAACGGGGUGCGCGAAUUUCGAGACGUAUGGAUUGCAAAUAUCCCUGGGUCUGGAAUGUUAAACUUGUGAUGCAAGGAGAGGAAUAGCGAGCAGGCAGUGAUGCGCUGCCAAGCAUGACAAGUUUUUUCGUGGUUGUGAAUUGCGUACCCCGCAUGAGAAACUGCGUUUUCUUUGCAUGACAAGCAAGAGGAGUUCUAUGCGGCCACGCAACACAUAUUCCAGUGUCAUGCCAGACUAGCAUGACAAUUCUCGCAGUCUCCCAGACCCAGACUCAUUUGCACUUGAUAGGACGGGUUGAUCGCCCAUUUUGGCAACGUAGCGCGAGAAGUGGAUAACCUGAACCAGCCGGAUAUCCUUUGUAAAAACGUCCCCACUCCAGAGUUGUCAUGCAAAUCCGCAAGCCUAAACUGUCUCUCAUGCGCAGCCCCAUGAGAGCCAUUUUCUAAUUAUGCUAUCUGAGAGUUUGUCAUGCUAGAAUCAGGAUAAGAUACUCAAUUUAACAUGCGGUGGCACUAGUUAAACAGGAUUUUUACAACGCGAGCCAGAUGAACUUGUCAUGCUCGACAGCCAAAACUUGUGGAUUUGUGUAGCAGAUCCCCCAUCUUGAGCAUGGGGUGGGGACGUUUUUACAUAUGAUACCGGAGCUGGCAGAGAAGGUGCGGGAAUUCACGAACAACUGGCUGUCGCUAUCCUGAAGAAAACCUUCCCCACCCCAGAGCUGUCAUGCAGAUUUGCUAUGACAAGGAGCACAUUUGUGAUGCGCUUACCCAUUGUAGACUUUUCCAAUCGUGUUUUGGAAUUUGUGAUGCUGUGAACAGGAUAAGCAGAUGGAGCUGUGAUGCGGUUGCACUUGCUAACCUGCACUACACUACGGAGCGCAACUUGUCAUGCGUGACUCCCAGAGCUCCUAGGUUUGUGUUGCAAAAUUCCUAUCUUGAUUCGUCUGGUGUGGGGGCCUUUUUACUCAGGAUGGUCGUUGAUCGGGUGGAGCACCGGGAUAACGGGGUUGUAUCGCGUUCUCAACUGAUACAUUCUUAGCUGUUACAUGAAUUUGUUAUGCAGAACUACCCUCAUCAUGAUGAUGAUCAUCCACACUAUGGAGCUGCUUCGCAUGACAAAUUUGUGAAGGGCCAAACAGCGCGUAAAUCUGUGCGGAAUUUGUAAUGCUACAGGUGCAGCCUCCCCCCUUUGAUUUUUGCUAUUCUCGCAGUACAAAUUCGGGUAACAGUUGAUAAUGUAACGCUUGAGAACGCCAUAGGUCGGUGAAGGAUUUUGUGAUGACCUACUUCGGACGCGCCUUUUUCCACGACCGGAACGGCCCGUUGAUCAAUUCGGUGAGGUUCUGCGCGACUGCGAUCCUGCACGAAGAACGGAAGACGAAAUUUCCCAAGGCCCUGAAGGAACUAACCUCGGAGGGCCUGCUAUCGUGUGCAAAAACUACGUCCCCACACUAUAGUCAAGAUGGGAAGUCGGCAACACAAAUCCUCAAGUUUUGGGAGUUCUGCAUGACAAGCUUCGAAAUAGUGUAGUGCUGGCUAGCAAGGGAAGUCGCAUGAGAAAGCCGCUUUUUCAUCCUGUUUACAGCAUUACAAAUGCCAAUUCCUUUAGCAUUACAACUCUGUGUGGGUGGGAAGGCUUUUACACAGGAUGUCUGCGUGUCUUUUCCGAAGACGGCGCCUUGCGGCAGCUCUUUAAGGACCUGCACCAAAUGACGACUGCCGCGUAUGCAUUGCAAAAAUGUCUGGGUCUGGAAGAGUGCAGCAGUUUGUCAUGCAGAUUUUGCAUGACCCAUGAGGUCGGUGAUGUAUGCCCUAGCAUCAGCGAUUCUGCGAGGGCUUUCUGAUGCUCAUACCGCAUGAGAAAUGCCCUCUCGUCGUGGCAAAAACUGGGCCUCUUUUGCUGUUCAUGCAUUACAGAUUUUUGUAGAAUCCAAAUGCUAAUGCAGCAUCACAAGUUGCAUCCUUUCAGACCCAGACACUUUUGCAAUGCAUGCCACGGUGUCCAAGACGAAAGAAUCGCUGGCGGCCGUGUUGGCGUCAACGGGGGAUAACGAGUCCUUAUGAGUGAGUGCACAACUCCCCCUGCUCCUCAUUUGUAUUGCGUGGACAGCAAUACAAACACCAGGACCAGCACACGUGGAGCCUGUGGCGCAUGACAAAUUCACGCGCCCAUGUAGUAGUAUUGUUCGGGCCUCAUCUUCCGGAAUCUGUCAUGCAAACAGUGCCACAGGAAAGCCCUUGGAUUUGGGUUUUAGUUUUUGCAUUGCAAAUUCAAAUUCAAAUGAGGGGGAGAGGGACGAGUUGUGCACUCUCAUAGUCCUUCGAGGCGGUGGCCAAGGCGUUGCGGUUUCUGUCCACGGAUUUAAAGAGCCGAAAGCAGGUCAUGCGGAUAUGACAAUGCAGAACUCCCCCCCCCUCAUUUGUCAUGCAAAAUACCCAAUCCGCCGUUUGUCUCUUGGCACUGUUUGCAUGACAAGUUCUGGUAGCCGAAAUAGCACUACACUCCAGAGCAAACCUGUCAUGCAAAUCCGGCACGCUUGGUGAUGCUUGUAUUGCCGCUCAUGCUAUACAAAUGAGGGGGAGGGGGAGCUGUGCACUGUCAUAGCGGAAGGACACGGAGGAGAAGGACCUCGAUGAUGAUUGGGACGACGAUGUUGAACAACCGGGGGAUGAGCUGUGAUUCUGAACGGAAGAAUGUAAAGGUGGCCGUAACAUCAUCAUCAUCAUCAUCAUGGCAAUUCGUAUUUCUUGUGAUACGCAAGUAGAUCUACAACUCUCAUUUGGAAGCCCGAAGGAAUGCGAACAUCAUAUGUAGCUUGGCGCUUGCCACCGUCGAUUCGACAAGAUGAAGAUCAUCUAGAUUGUUGCUUGUGCUAUGUGAGUGUGACAACUUUAGACUGCUCCUCCUUCUACCACAAGGAGGUAGUGUCUGUAGACGUCUCACCACCGCGCCUUCGAUUUUAUCAAUCAAUUAU